GAUAAGGUACUGUAAUAUUUUUGCUAUAUUUCUGAGUUUAAGAAAUAUGUUAUUACAGCUCUCCGUUAAAUUAAAUAUUAACUUAAGGAAGGGAGGUGACUUGUUUCUCUUUUAGCCGUUGUGAUAUUUUAUUGGUUCCGAAAAUAGCACAGUGCAUGGGGUAACAGCAACGUUCGCCGCUGGAAACUCUACACGGAUUUUCCCAAUUUAGACUUUUGACGGGACUUAACGAAGAGCAAAAAUAGCUCGUGGUAGGGUGUGAACUUGCGAGCGGAGUUCAGUCGCCAUGGGAAGAGCGGUUUCAAGCCGCAGGCGUCGCGCAUUCAUUGAUGUUUGAUAAAAUCUGUUCGCCAAACCAGCAUCUUGUAAACUUUUGAAUAGUUUAUGAGAUAUUUAACUUUUAAGCGGUAUUGUGAAUACUGGGUUAUUUUAUAACUGCUAUUUGUUUAUAUGCUUACUGUGCUCUCAUUUUAUCGCAAUCAUGAGUGAUAUUCCAGAAGGUGUUAAGAAAUGUGUGGCAAUUCUCCGGGCUGCUAGAAGUGAUACGGAAAAAUUUGCUGCUUUAUUUAUGGUGACAAAAUUGGUGAAAGGAAGUGAUUGCACUGCACAAUCGAAAAAGAUGCUUUUUGAAGCAAUUGGUUUCAGUUUUUUGAAGAAACUACUACUCUCAUCUGUUGUUCCAGAAGAUUGUCCGCCAUUGGUGUAUAAGUCUGUGGCGAUGUCUGUUCUUUCGAGUUUCUGCUCAGAACCAGAGCUGGCUACCCAUCUAGAAAUGUUAAAGAACAUACCUGUUUUCCUCGAGAUAGUCCAGCAAGCAGACGACGAUGCGUUGGAUGACGACCUGAUCGUAAUCAGUGAAGCUUACGAAUGUUUGCAGGCCAUUGCAAGCCACGAGCCGGGUCAAAAAGCAUUACUAGAAAUGGGUGCAAUUGCUAAAAUGUGUGAAAUAUAUUCUCAACAAAGUUUUCAAACAGAUGAAGCACUGAAUGUUCUAGUGACUUUAGUCACACGAUUUGGUCAGGAUGCUUGGGAUGAAGAUCCUAAACCAUUCCAUGCUAUAGUGAAUAAGAUUGCACUUGAUUUUGAAACUGACCACAGCGAAAGGAAGUUUGAGCUGUGCAGCAUUCUGCAUGCCCUGUUGUUCAGCUGCCGUCGAGAUGUGAUAGCGCAUAGCUCUGCGGAGGAGCAGUGGGUGCAAUACAUUUACAAAGGUCUGAGCGAUGUCCUGACAAGCAAGAUUGGUAAAGCACAAAGAGACCCUGCUCUCAAAUUGGCUUCGGUCGUCGUGGAAGUGCUCGGCGUCGAAUGGUGUCUAAGAGACGAAGAUAAGCCGAGGCAGUUUUUCCUCUUGCUUGUCCAUCUCUGCUCUGUAGAAGUUCGCAUGCAGCUGGAAGAUCGCAACAUGUCUCAAAUAAUGAACAAUGCAGACUUGGUCACGGCGUGUUUCAUAGUUCUGGAGCUGUCCAUAGCUUUUGUGGCUACAGACACCCUGGAUCUGGAGCAGAAGGAAAAACAGCAGCUUUACACGGCCCUGAAAGGAGCAUUUGCAGCGAUCAUGUCAACGCUAGUGAAAGUGUCCAAGGAAUCUCUGGAGAAGCAAGGAGCGAAGGAAAAGGUUUUUAUCUGUGCAAUGGUUCGUGUCCUGGGUGCCUGGCUGGCACAGGAGACUUCUGCAAUGAAAAAUGCAGUGACCACUCUUCUUCCAUUCAUGUUGAAAUUGGCGAACGAAACGUUUUACGCGUACAGAGCUCGACGCACGACGGAGAGAGCCAGAGGGGAUUCGCCCGGAGCCCCGUCGAGCGACCCUCUCAGCCAGCUGGACAUCCUGCGCCUGCUGCUGCCGGCCAUGUGUCACCUCACCGUGGACGAGAAGGCUCGCAGAAUAAUGCUGGACGUCAAGCAGGAGGAGGUUUUGUACGAGUGCCUGCUCUACCACUGGUCGAUAGUCCACUACAAGAAGCCGGUGGUGCCGAAAUCGGAACGAGGAAAAACCAAGAUGGGUCCGGAGCCGGAGCUAGAUCCCGGCGUGGCGGACGAGAUGAAAGAUUCGCGCACGGCCAUGAUCAGCAUCUGCAACAUCUUCAUGAACGUGACGGUGCUGGAAGCCAAGAUGGUGGAAGAGAGCGCGCUGUUUGCGACGCUACUCAAGUUCAUCUUCAACAACCUGCCCGAACUGAAGAGCACGCCCGACAACCUCGUGCUGCACGGCAACCUGGCCGUGCUGGGGCUGCUGCUUCUAAAGCAGCAGGCCAAGCGCGCGCGCAAGAACGACUUCUCCAUCUGCCGCUACGUGCAGGCGACGAUCCGCUUCCUGUGGGGAGCGUUCAGCGCGGAGGAGUCGCACGACGCCUCGACGCUGGUGGUGUCCAUGAGCUACAAGGAGCACUGGCUGGAGCUGCAGGAGCUGUGGUUCCUGGGCAUGCAGACCAUGAGCGCCGUGCUGGCCCUCGUGCCGUGGCUGUCGGAGUUCGCGCUGGAGAGCGGCUGGGCCGAGGCCAUCGUGGACACGCUGAAGCAAGUGAAGAUGGGCUCGCUGCCCGCCAACACGCGCUCCGCCUACGAGGACUUCCUGUGCCACCUGGUGGACGCGGACAAGAGCGUGGCGCGCGUGCUGAAGGAGCGUGAUGCUCUCGCCGUGUGCCGGACCCACAGGCUCAUGGAGCUGGGCAAGCGCCUGUUCGGCGACUAGAGCUCUCUCGCUCGGGACGUUAGUUGUCGUGGAUCCUGUGUGUGCGUGUUGCAUGCUUGUGGCUAACACUGGCUGGGGACCGGGUCUGGCAUGUUGGCAGUCGUGUUGUGUUUGUGCUGUUUUCCAGUGGAGAGUCGCUCGUCCACGGUGCCGGCCGUGUGCACCGUGCCGAGGGCCGUGACUCUCCGCCACAGGUACCGCCCUGGUGUGCGUAACCUGCAUGCCACCUCCUAGCUAGAAGGUUUAGGAUUGCAUUGGCAGGCGACACUCCUUCGUGAUUAUACUUGUUUAUCUCUCCCAACAUGGUGGUUUUAAAUUCCUGUUUUGUUAUGAUAAAUUCAUUAGUAGUUAGAUUGGUAAAUAUGUAGUUGAGAGGUAUUUGCGGAAAAAAAAUGUUAAAAAUCCGAAAUUACCUUUAUUAGAUGCUCUUCAACUUCCUCUUUUCAUUAAAAGCGGCUGCGAUAAGAAAUUCCAAAUACUUUAGGAGAUAUCGCCGUUCUUAUUUUGCUAUACAAGACCUGUGUAAUCAUUCGACCGUUGCAAUUUUUUUUAUUGCCAUGUGUUUGUGAAUGCCUAAUUAAUGAAAAUGGUCGAUUAGGUCAGUUACAUUAUAAAUACUUUGAAACUAAGCGUAUAUUAAAAAUAUGAAUUAAUUUCAAUGGUUCUUUAGUUUUAAAGUAUUUAUAGUGCAACUGACCUGACCUAACAAACCGGGACAAAGGAUGAACAGUAACAACUCACGUAAAAAUUUUUUUGUUACUUAUUACUUGCGCAACAAUAACAAAUAACACUUUAAAAUUAGAAACGUUAAAAACUCACCUAAGUUGGAGGCGGUAAUUAAACACCGUUUUAAACAAUAAAUGAACUAUAUAAUCACGUAUUGGUUCAUUUGAAUUCUGGCUUAUCACGAACAAUCACGUGACAUCCUUAUCAUCCUUAUCCAAUAAAAAAAUAGAUACUCGUAAACAAGAAACAAUGGUGAAUGCCACAUGAAUGCACUGGUAUUGUGAUGAAAUUUAAAAAUUCGAUAUCUCCUAAAGUAUUUGGAAUUUCUUACCUCCGCCGCUUUUAAUGAAAAGAGGAAGUUGAAGAGCAUAUAAUAAAGGUAUUUUCGAAUUUUUAACAUUUUUUUUUCGCAAAUACUGCUCGACUACAUAUGAUGACAUUUAAAAAUUCAAUAUCUCCUAAAGUAUUUGGAAUUUCUUACCUCCGUCGCUUUUAAUGAAAAGAGGAAGUUAAGAGCAUAGAAUAAAAGUAUUUUCGGAUUUUUAACAUUUUUUUUUUGCAAAUACCACCCAACUACAUAUUUACCGUUAGAUUUAAAAUGUGAGGAAAUUUGUGGGGUUAAAGAUUCAAAAUAUAUCUCAAAUUUACCAAAGAAGCUUGAAUUAUUCCAUUAUUAACCCUUAAACCAAUCAUUAAUUUGCUCUUUUGAACACAUACAAGCGAUAAAAAAAAAACACUAUGUAUCAUAAUAACAAAACUAUUAAUCAUUUUGAGGAAAGAGAUAGAUAGCAUUCAGAAUUUCACUUUUAGCCUUAACUUAAAACAUCAUGAAGUUUGAAGGGGUAUUGGUUUCAGUAGAUGGUUAUUUUUGAAUACAUGCUACUAAUGGUAUUUGAUUAUCCUACAGAAAAGCAGUUUUAUUUUCUCAAUGAAUAAUAAAAUAUAUAAAAAAACUUUUAAAAAAAUAGAAAGCAGUUUUAGCUUUUUUCCACCAAUGUUUACUUUUUUUUUAAACCAGUAAACCACAUAGAGUUCCUAAACAUUGAAGCCUUCACAACUGAAGAGUUUUCCUGAAUUCAUUAAGGAAAAAAUUGUCAAUUUUAUGAUAUUUCAUACUUUUUAACAAUUUUACAGUAUUUUUUUAAGUUGGCUGCCCUUGGUAACCUACAUUACACUUUCAUAACCUUUUAGUGAAGUUAUCCUUUUAAGUUUAAGGAGGUUAUAGUUUAAGUAGGCAGUAGAUAUUAGCAUAUAGUUCAUGUAUUGUUUCAUGUUCGUUGCCAGUAAUU
Molecule: messenger RNA, 4704 nt
Organism: Bacillus rossius redtenbacheri
Lineage: Eukaryota; Metazoa; Arthropoda; Insecta; Phasmatodea; Bacillidae
Gene: Neurochondrin
Product: neurochondrin homolog
Exons: 1
Coding region: 482-2689 (735 amino acids)
Biological process (GO): regulation of neuronal synaptic plasticity; neuron projection development
Cellular component (GO): dendrite
Source: RefSeq, a predicted model, not a curated record